This is a messenger RNA of Mytilus trossulus (common blue mussel), 562 nucleotides long. RefSeq lists its product as uncharacterized. The transcript has 3 exons. Lineage: Eukaryota; Metazoa; Mollusca; Bivalvia; Mytilida; Mytilidae. The record is from RefSeq and is a predicted model, not a curated record. Bases 103 to 543 code for a protein of 146 amino acids.
AAUUAAAUCAUUUGGUCGUAUAAUUUCGAAACAGAAGUACUUACUUCCUACAUGUGGUUUAAAUAAAGCCUAAACACGGCAUUCGAGGGAGAAGAAUAAACUAUGGAUGACAGGAAAAAUUUCUCAUUCACCUUCCCAUGUAAGAAGCAAAGAAAACCAAAAGGUAUGUCUUGCAAUGUAUCCAACAAGGAUCAGUUCACUAUUGAAUAUGACAACGAGGUUGAUCUAGAUAAAGUUUCGAUGCGACAACUUGAAGUUUUGGAAAUGAAAAUAAACGUUGACGAAAAGAGUCACCAAGAUGAGAAAAAUCAAAUCCUGGAGAAAAGUGGGGAAAAGAUUAGAUUACUUGAAAAUGAAAAUGACUUUUUAAAAAUCAAGACUGAGGAUCAAGCAGACAAAAUUAAACAGUUGGAUAAUGCAAACACUAAAAAAGACAGAGAAAUACAAAAACUGAAAAACAGACAAGAUGAACUGUCCGGAAAGAUUUUUGAACUAGAAGCUGAAAUUCUUCAAACAAAGGAAACCACUGAUGAACAGAAAUGAGAAAUUGAGAGGCUGAAAU